This is a messenger RNA of Lactuca sativa (garden lettuce), 1759 nucleotides long. NCBI's taxonomy places the organism in Eukaryota, Viridiplantae, Streptophyta, Magnoliopsida, Asterales, Asteraceae. The record is from RefSeq and is a predicted model, not a curated record.
AACUACCCAGGCUCCGAACUCUUUACCUUUCUUCUAAUAAUCUUACAGUUCCUUCCCCAGAUCACUUGUCAAACAUCUCUUAUUUUCAGUAUCUUGAUCUGAGCUCUUGCAAGGUAGGGCCUCGCUUCCCCAAAUGGAUUCAGACCUCAAAAAUCUUACCCGUCUUGAUCUUUCCAAUACUGGAAUUUCAGACACAAUUCCUCUGGAGUUUUGGGACAUGUGGCCUUCUCAAUUAGAAUAUCUGAAUCUCUCUUCCAACAACAUUAGCGGGAAAGUACCAGAUUUAUCAUCAAAUUUUGCCAAAUAUUCAGAGAUAGAUUUGAGUUCCAACAACUUUUAUGGUCCAAUACCGAAUGUUCCUUCCACCUUGUUCUCAUUAAAUAUUUCCAGAAACAAAUUUUCUGGGGGAAUCUCAUUUGUAUGCCAAAUUGUUGAUGGGUUCUUAUCAUUUCUUGACCUCUCUCAUAACUCAUUAAUCGGACAACUCCCGGACUGUUUGUGGCGUUUCAAAGGACUACAAGUUCUUAAUCUUGGACACAACAAUCUCUUUGGACGGAUUCCUCCCUCUGUUGGAUCUUUGAUACAACUCCAGGUGUUGUAUUUAUACAAGAACAACUUCUCUGGAGAAUUGCCUUUGUCCUUAAAAAAUUGCACGGGUUUAAUCUCGUUGAAUUUGGGGGCCAACAAGUUUUCUGGUAAUGUGCCUGUCUGGAUUGGGGAAAACUUAUCAGGGUUGUAUGUUGUUAUCCUAAAAUCAAACAACUUCAUUGGAACCAUCCCUUUACAGUUAUGUCAGUUAGGUAAUCUUCAAAUUGUAGACCUGUCGAUGAACAAUCUUCAUGGAACCAUCCCCUCAUGUUUGAGUAAUCUUACGAGCAUGGUUCACCAAGGAGGAGUCUUACAAGAUGUAUACUUUCAAACAAGUAUAAACAAUAUUGUAUAUGCAUCAGGGAUAUAUGUUGACCAUGCAAUGAUUCAGUGGCAAGGAGGUGAACAUGAAUUCUUAAGUACUCUGAAAUUGGUGAAGAGCAUUGACCUGUCAAGCAACAACUUAACAGGACAAAUCCCAUAUCAAAUUACCAAUCUUUCAGAUUUGAUUGCCCUGAAUUUUUCAAUGAAUGCUCUAUCUGGAGAGAUUCCACAGCAUAUUGGUGAGAUGAAAAAGCUUCUAACGGUGGAUUUAUCCAGAAACAAUUUAUCAGGGAGGAUACCAUCAAGCAUGUCUCAGAUGAGUUUAUUGAAUGACCUAGAUUUGUCAUUUAAUAACUUGUCUGGAAGAAUCCCAACCAGCACUCAACUCCAAUCCUUUCAACCAUCAAGAUACAAUGGAAAUGCAUGUCUAUGUGGACCUCCUCUUACCAAAAGUUGUCCUCUAGAUGAAGAAUCAAAAGUACCACCUCUUAUUGGUAAAGGUGAGGGUGAUGGGGAAGACACAAAUGAUGAACUCUGGGGAUGGUUUUAUACUGGUGUGGGCAUUGGUUUUGCUACUGGAUUUUGGAUAGCAUGUGGCGCUUUACUUCUCAACCGUCGAGGGAGACGUGCAUUUUUUCAAUUUUAUGACAGCUUCAAAGAUUGGGUUUAUGUGAAAGUGGUUGUGUUCAUUUCAAGUUUGCAAAAGGCUAGACACACAUAGUUUGUCAUCUAGUUUUUAUUUUUGAUUUCUUAUUUUCCAGUAUGUAAUGUAAUGUAAUUUGGUUGGAGUUUUUAAAUCCCCCAUAUCAAUAUAUUUGCCACCAGCACCAUGGGUGGCCAUUUCCCC